Penaeus chinensis is the source of this 1397-nucleotide messenger RNA. RefSeq lists its product as uncharacterized. Bases 1 to 1071 code for a protein of 356 amino acids. The transcript has 5 exons. Lineage: Eukaryota; Metazoa; Arthropoda; Malacostraca; Decapoda; Penaeidae. Gene Ontology annotation, cellular component: chitin-based extracellular matrix. Gene Ontology annotation, molecular function: structural constituent of chitin-based larval cuticle. The record is from RefSeq and is a predicted model, not a curated record.
AUGUGCCCUCACUGCAUCCAAACUGCCCUUUUCUCAAUUGCUAAGCACGCCAGCCACGACGAAGAACACGCACAGCAAGAGAUCCGACCAGAUACAGGAACACGACACGGGCGAGAUCACGACACAGACCUCACCGCGCCCGCGUUAUCACUUACCCCGGGAGGACAGCUGACAGGGCUAAAUAGGAGGCGCUUUUGGUACCGGGCGAUAGACUUUGGACACACCUCAAGCACCAGCUUAUCGAAUUGGAGUAGGCGGCGCCCCUGCGACCUUGAGUCUCCGGGCGUGGGUUUGGCAUAUAUAGUGCAGGGGCGUCGGGGCAGAGGCAGGCAGGCAGCAGUCGAGGACGAAAGUAGCAAUAUGAGAGUCUUGGUGCUUUUGGCUUUUGUGUUGGGGUGCAACGCGAGCUUGGUGUUGCUGCCGUUCCCGGUGGCGCAGCAGUACCGCUCGCAGGACCUGUUCGGACAAACCUCCUUCGGCCACUUCAGCUUCGACCAGAACCAGCAGCAGACCCGUCUCGCUGAUGGCACCGUCGUCGGAUAUUACUCCUACAUCGGCGCUGACGGCAAGCCCGCCGUCACCAUCUACGAGGCCGGCCGACAGGGCUUCCAAGUGAAGGGCUCCAACAUCCUGCCAGAGGCACCCGAGGUCCCCGCCGCCCCUGAGCUGAAAGCACCCGAGCCGGUGCAGGAGACACCCGAAGUGCUCCAGGCUCGCGCCGACUUCCAGCAGAAGUUCGACGAGGCCACCAGCACCCGGAAGCGCCGCGAGGUGCAGAUCCCCCUGCCGUACUUCCACCCGGUCCCCACCGUGGCCAAGCACAAGUUCGAGACCAAGCAGUUCGAGCCGGUCGACGCCAACACCCCCGCCGACACCAAGAAGAUCGAGCUCACCACCAAGGAGCACGAGAUCUCCGUGCCCACCAUCAAGUACGUGCAGCCUGUGGUCAACGUCAAGCCCGUCACCUACACUGCUGCCUCCCCAGUGGGCCUGCCAUACACCUUCCCCUUCGCGCCCACUCUUCCCUUCCAGACUCCCUUCCCGUUCGUCUCUGUCAAGACUGCGGAAUAGACUUCCUUUCAUUCCAAAGUCCCUGAAACUGUUCCGAUGACCCCAACUAGCGUUGUUUUUGCCUCACAUUUUAUGACGAUCUGCGCCUCGACACUUAAAGUCUACAUGCAUUCUGGACAUUAAGUGCAUGCUUGGCGGUCAUUAUAAAGUGUGGGGAUUAAAAAUCACUCAGCCAUCGCACUUUAUUGUGGACGCGUGCACUGGUGUGGAUGUGCGUAGAUGUUUUUUGUUGAUGCUGAACUGUUCAACUGUUAAAAAAGAGAUAAAGGCUGAGCGACUCGCUGUCAAUUCGCAAAAGAAAACAAUAAAAAAAUAUCAAAUUACAA